Messenger RNA from Aspergillus saccharolyticus JOP 1030-1, 6630 nucleotides. RefSeq names its product calcium channel protein CCH1 (gene cch1). Gene Ontology annotation, biological process: calcium ion import across plasma membrane. Gene Ontology annotation, molecular function: calcium ion binding; high voltage-gated calcium channel activity. The record is from RefSeq and is a predicted model, not a curated record. Bases 249 to 6539 code for a protein of 2096 amino acids. NCBI's taxonomy places the organism in Eukaryota, Fungi, Ascomycota, Eurotiomycetes, Eurotiales, Aspergillaceae. The transcript has 4 exons. Gene Ontology annotation, cellular component: voltage-gated calcium channel complex; membrane.
GGAAUCCACCCCGGUCAUCUUUCAGCCCUUUUCCGGACACUUUCUUUCUUAGCUCGAGACCAGCUUUCCCCCGUGCUCUCCGCCCGCAGCGGUGAUUUUCUUCCACCUUCUCCCCUGCAUCAUUUGCACCUUCGUACCCUCUGACUAUAUCGUCUGGAAGUCCUGCGCCUCCCCUUCCUCGCGAUUCCCUCUCGACCUGCAGCGGCCUGCGAUGUCUGCGUUCGGUUAGCGCAUCUGAACUGCCCCCCAUGGCUUCCAGCAGCCAUGACCGCGGCACCGACGACGAACAUCUUCCCUCCCAGCACUCAAUUCCUCUGCAAGACCUGUCAGGGACCUUCGACCCUGACAUCGAGCCGAGGAAUACUACGGGUGGGGUAGCAAGCAGGCUUAGUCGGUCAUUGACUGGCAGAGGCCGCACCGGAAUAAAUUACGAGCGCAUCGCGCUUGAUUCCCCCAUUGAUCGGGUGGCCGGUGUGCCCCCGCACCACCACGAUGAGCACGCAGGCGCUGCGAUCGAUGAUCCGGGCGCAUUCGCUCAAGCAAUAUCAUCAGUCGGACUCAGCUUCGACCCCUCCCACCGAGCCUCACUGACGCCAGUACCGACCCGCGAUGGCUCCAGCUUAGACCUUGACACGGUUCCCUUGGACGAAGCCGAGAACUAUCUUACACACACCGAAACCUACACUGACACGACCCCAUUGACGAAUAUCCGGAAUGUUCAGCCCAUGGGCGGCGCCUCCAGCUCCGAAGACAUUCUGCACCACGAUGAUCAGCAUGGUGCACCCACGGCUCAAUUCGCCAACACAGCCGGCGGCAAUCCGGAUGCACGGUUGGGUGAUGACCUGGAGGGUGGCUUUCACGGCCGACGGCGCGGAUUGAGUAGUCCUGGCGAGAGGUCGCGCUCACUGUCUCCCUCGGCGCCCGGGUCGGCUUUGCAGCGAGCUAGUUCGAUGAUGAAGUCCAUGUCUCAACGUAUCGUCAAUCUUAGUAACGAGCCGGAGGUUGUGGAACAGUCGAUUUUGAGAGAGGAGUCGCACAAGAAUGCGCGGAUGGAGGAACCGCCGGCCCUGCCGUCCUUACCGGACUAUGCGCACGAUAUGCCGUCUCCCCACACACCUUGCAGCCCGGCUGCUCAUCACGAGAAGCUACCCUCGAAUAGCAAGGCAUGGCGCAAGAUCAGCAAUCCGUUGAGGGGCAAGUCCCUGGGAAUCUUGGGUCCGGAUAAUGCUCUGCGGAUGUGGCUGUGCGACAUCUUAGUUCAUCCGUUCACAGAGCCUUUUAUCCUGGUGGUGAUUUUUAUUCAGACAAUCCUACUGACCGUCGAGUCAUCUCGCUCCGUUUGGAGCCAUCCUCGUGAUGUAAGUUGGGGCAAAAACCCAACCGAUUAUGUUUACCUAGCGAUUUUCAUCAUCUAUACCCUCGAGGUCGGCGCCAAGAUCCUGGUGUCCGGCUUAAUUAUCAACCCUGCUGAAUACAGUACAAUCGACCGAUCAUUAGGCUUCAGGAAAGCGGUGGUCGAGAAGGGGAAGAAUCUCAUCAUCCCACAGCGUCAAUUUUCAGUGAGAAAGUCAACGGUCGCUCCAGAGCAGCCGCAGGCUUCUAUUAUACGAACGUUCACGGGAGGGUUAAACCAAUUGGAAAACCAGCUGGAACACCAGUUGGCGGAUGAUCCCUUGCAGAAAAGUCGCGUACGACUGGCGCAUCGAGCGUUUCUCCGUCAUUCCUUUAAUCGUCUGGACUUCGUCGCAUUGGUCGCCUACUGGGUUUCGUUCUUCCUCUCAGUGUAUGGAGUGGAGACUAGCCAGCAGCUGUAUGUCUUCAGCAUGCUCAGCUGUCUCCGGAUCCUUCGUCUUCUGGCUUUGACGAAUGGUACCUCUGUAAUCCUUCGCAGUUUGAAAAAGGCUGCGCCGCUGCUCGCGCACGUUGCAUUCCUCAUCGGUUUCUUCUGGCUUCUAUUUGCCAUUGUGGGCAUUCAGAGCUUCAAAUCUAGCUUGCGAAGGACUUGUGUUUGGAUUGGGGUGGAUGGUCAAGGUAACUAUACGCAGGAUGAACAAUUCUGCGGUGGUUACCUCAAUGACGGCCAGCAUUUCCCAUGGCUACGUGCUGACGGCACCCCGACAACUUCCAGCCCAAAGGGUUACAUUUGCCCACAGGGGUCUUUGUGCGUUGAAGGUGACAACCCUUACAGUGGGACCAUGAGCUUUGACAAUAUCCUCAACUCGCUGGAGCUCGUGUUUGUAAUUAUGACCUCGAACACGUUCACGGAUAUCCUCUACUAUACCACCGACAGUGAUUACCUGGCAGCCUCUCUCUUUUUCGUCUGUGGAUUGAUCAUUCUGAGCUUGUGGAUGGUCAAUCUGUUGGUUGCUGUCAUCACACAUUCCUUCCAAGUCAUUCGCGAAGAGAGCAAGCGCAGUGCUUUCGCCGUUCAAAAGAUAGACUUGACCCACAAAGAGGAUCCAUCCGCCCGCAAGAUAAGUACCAUCAAGCGUAUCUAUGACAAGACAGAGUGGUUUUGGGUUUGUGUCAUUAUCAUUGACCUCGCUACACAAGCUCAAAGAAGCGCUUCAAUGGGCGAUGACCGGAAGUCUCUUAUUGACAACACCGAGAUCAUCGUUACCCUCAUUCUUCUCGUGGAGAUUGUCUUGCGGUUUGCCUCGGACUGGCGUAAUUUUCAUCGCAAGGCGCGAAACUGGGUUGAUCUGGGUUUGGCAAUCAUCACCUCUGUGAUUCAAAUCCCAGCCAUCAAGCAUACUCGUGCGUACGAUGUUCUCACAAUGUUCCAAAUUUUUCGAGUCUAUCGAGUGGUGCUCGCGUUCACGGUGACCAGGAACCUCAUCAUGGUAGUCUUCCGGAAUGCUACUGGUUUGCUGAACCUCAUUGUCUUCGUGUUCUUGAUCACAUUCCUUGCAUCCAUCUUUGCGACACAGCUCUUCCGCGGCCAAAUCCCGGAGGAAGAUGACAGUGGCGACUUUAUCUUCAUCUCGUUCUCCGAUAUUUACAACUCUUUCCUGGGAAUGUACCAGAUUCUGUCUAGCGAAAAUUGGACAGACAUCUUGUACAAUGCCACGACAUACACGGUGGCUUACAAGACCGCCUGGAUCUCUGCGACUUUUUUGAUUAUCUGGUUCAUCGUAUCCUGCUUUAUUGUCCUGAACAUGUUCAUUGCUGUCAUCCAGGAAAGCUUCGAUGUGUCGGAAGAUGAGAAACGGCUGCAGCAAGUCAAGUCGUUCCUAGAGCAGAAGCAAGUCAGCAUGUCUUCGCAAGGAAACUUGUCGCUCUCGAAGAUUCUGAUGAUGGGCCGCAAGUCGGAGCGCUACAAAGAUCCUCUUGAUCACGGACCAGCGGCGCUGGAAAUGCUUCUGAAGGAUGCUGUGGUGCAGGAGUUCCUUGACGAGCAGGAGCCGGCGGAAUCGCAAAACAGGGAAAGCGUGCCACUGGAAACGACGACCACGGCGGAGAUAUCGCAGCCUGGCAUCUUCUCGCGUUUCUGGAACAAGUUUGCGACAUCGGUUAUGCGUCGAGAACCAAAUCCUUUUUACUCCAAGCUGAAAUUCUCACGAGCAUACGACGAGUUAGACCCGAGGACAAUGGCUCGGGAGGUCGUCUCGGCAGCUGAGCAGAGAAAGCGAGCUCAGCGCGAAUACCUGAUGCGCCACCCUAAUUAUAAUAAGUCAUUGUUUAUAUUCGCGCCGGACAACGCAAUCCGGAAGUUGUGCCAGCGUAUGGUUGGACCCGGUCGCGGUACUCAGCGAGUGGAGGGCGUCGACCCCUACAAGCCGGUCUGGUUCACUUUCUCUGCUUUCAUUUAUGCCGCCAUUGUCGCAAUGGUCCUCCUGGCCUGUAUCACAACUCCGAUUUACCAGAAACAGCACUUUCAGAACAACCGAGACUGGUUCACUUAUACGGAUAUGGGCUUUGCGAUCUUGUUCACGAUUGAAGCUCUUAUCAAGGUGGUCGCUGAUGGAUUCUUCUGGACGCCCAAUGCGUAUUUCCGAAGCUCGUGGGGGUUCCUGGACGGUAUCGUCUUGGCUACUCUUUGGAUCAGUGUGGGCGGUUCACUGUACAAGGACUGGGGUUUGACUCGGGCGAUUGGGGCUUUCAAGGCACUCCGAGCACUGCGGUUGUUGAACGUUAGUGACAGUGCCAAGGAUACGUUUCACUCGGUCAUCAUCGUGGGAGGAUGGAAAGUUAUUGCUGCCGCUGCGGUUUCGAUGAGUUUUCUAAUCCCCUUCGCCAUCUACGGCGUCACGCUUUUCGCUGGGCGGAUGGUACAGUGCAAUGAUGGCGAUGUGUCUGGCAGCCUGGACACAUGCAUUGGCGAGUACCUGAGUUCCCCUUCGAACUGGGAUGUGCUUGCGCCCCGGGCCGCGGCCAAUCCAUACUACGACUUCGACAAUUUCGGUGACUCUCUCUUCAUUCUGUUCCAGAUUGUCUCCCAGGAAGGGUGGAUCGAUGUUCAACAGAGUGCCAUGAGCAUCGUAGGGGUCGGCCAGCAGCCGCAGGACUACAUAGCACCAGAGAACGGGCUGUUCUUCAUCGUGUUCAACUUGCUCGGCGCCGUCUUUGUCUUGAAUCUGUUUGUGUCUGUGUUCAUGCGCAAUUACACGGAACAGACUGGGGUUGCCUACCUCACUGCGGAACAGCGAUCGUGGCUGGAGCUGAGGAAGCUGCUGAGGCAGAUCUCCCCUUCCAAGCGGUCCAUCGACAACAAGAGCAAGCAGUGGAAGAUGUGGUGCUACCGCGUGGCUGUCAAAAAGCACGGCCGCUGGGCGAGGUUUGUUACUUUCGUUCUCACCUUUCAUCUUCUGCUAUUAGUGCUAGAGUUCUACCCCGAAGCCAGUCUCUGGAACACGAUCCGCGAGGGUUUGUUCUUCGCAUUCAACUUUGUGUACAUUGCCAAUGUGGUGAUCAGGAUAGUUGGCCUCGGCUGGCACCGAUUCAGCCGAAGUUCCUGGGAUCUCUACUCCCUGAUCUCGGUGCCUGGAACGCUGAUUACUACGAUACUCAGCUUCGCGAACUCGGGCCAUGUAGUCUCGGAGCUGAACAAGCUUUUUCUGGUGUCGAUUACGCUGCUCAUCAUUCCGCGUAACAAUCAGCUCGACCAACUUUUCAAGACGGCCGCAGCCAGUUUGACGGCCAUCGGAAACCUUCUCGCGACCUGGUUCGUCUUGUUCCUGGUGUUUGCCAUCGGAAUGAACCAGGCUUUCGGCCUGACCAAAUUCGGGUCUCAAGAGAGCGACAACAUUAACUUCCGUGACAUCCCACGCACGCUGAUUCUGCUCUUCCGGAUGAGUGCCGGUGAGGGGUGGAACGAAAUCAUGGAAGACUUUGCGACCAUGGUACCACCCCUCUGCACCUAUGCCAGCAACUACUUCGACGACGACUGUGGCAGCGCACCGUGGGCCCGGUCGCUCUUCAUUGCGUGGAACAUUAUCAGCAUGUAUCUCUUCGUAUCACUGUUUACCUCUCUGAUUUUUGAGAGUUUCUCCUACGUGUAUCAAAAGAGCAGUGGGCUCUACGUCAUCAGCCGCGAGGAAAUCCGUCGCUUCAAGCACGCAUGGGCUACGUAUGAUCCCGAUGGGACGGGCUACAUCACCAAGGAACAGUUCCCGCGCCUGUUGGGGGAGCUGUCUGGUAUCUUCUCGAUGCGGAUCUACGACGGCGAGUUCACGAUACCCCAGAUUCUCGAGGAAUGUCGGGUGGACAAGCGCGACUCGCUUCUGGCUCAUAGGAGAGUAGUGGACGGGCUCGAUCUGGACAAGAUGUCUCGCAUCCUGCGGCGCAUCCCGGUCGAGAAUAUUCGCAAGCGACGGCAGCAGCUCAAUUCGUUCUAUGAGGAGGUGCUGGUGUCGGCGGACCCGGUGCGCGGCAUCUCGUUCCACUCGUGUCUCAUGAUCCUUGCGCACUACAACGUGAUCAGUGACAGCAAGAGUCUCCGACUGGAGGAGUUCCUGCGCCGGCGGGCCCGCCUGCAACGUGUGCAGGAGACGAUCCGACGGCAGACGGUGAUUGGGUUCUUCGAUACGCUGUAUUGGCUGCGGCAGUUCCGACGCAAGGUGGAGCACAAGAAGUCGGCCCGGAUGAGCGGGGUGCCACAAUUCUCGGUGCCGGAGAUCUUCGUGGAUGACGGAUCGCAGGACGAACCGGCGCCGGUCCACGCGCCUCCUUCCGAUGGGUUUGUGGGCGCGGAGCCCCUCCAGCCGAUGCUGUCCCCGACCUCACCCACGCGACGCGAAGGUGGCGGACCGUCCCGACUGGGCGGACUUCCCCCGAUUGACACGAGCAUGGGCGGACGCAUCUCCGGGGCGAACUCGCCCACGGAGUGGUCGAGUAUCAGUCCGUCGCUGUCGCCGCGGCGGGAACGCGCCAACACGACCUCGUCGUAUGGCAGCGGGCCGGACGUGCUGGAGGAGAUCCAGAGCGCGACGACGGAGCGGCCGCCUAAUGUGAACGACGUGAUGCAGUCGCUGGGCGACUCGGCGUGGGGCGAGAGUAUCCGACGUAGUUUUACGCAGCGACGACGGUCGGGCGAGUAAUGCGUUUGCCGUAUCUUGAUGUUUGUUGAGCCUUGAUUUAUGUUAGAGAUGGAAUAAUUCUUGCAGCGUUUUCUAUUUUUUUUUUUUUUUU